Molecule: messenger RNA, 1226 nt
Organism: Drosophila subobscura
Lineage: Eukaryota; Metazoa; Arthropoda; Insecta; Diptera; Drosophilidae
Product: von Willebrand factor D and EGF domain-containing protein
Exons: 4
Coding region: 16-1215 (399 amino acids)
Source: RefSeq, a predicted model, not a curated record
ACAGUGGGUCUCGGCAUGCACUCGAAUGGGAAUUCAUUGGCGCUGCUGCUGGCGCUGACGCUGCUAGCGAUGAUUGUGGCAAUGCCAGAGGCAGAGACGCCGCAGCUUUUCGGGGAUAUACACAUCCCCAGCGACAUGGAAUCGCUCAGUCUUACCCGAGAGCGUCAGCAGCAUCUUUGCCAGCGUGAGGUGCCCGUUGUCUUUUUUCAAACUCAGAAGAACUCCCCACAUCGAGGCAAUGGCUCCACCAUCUUCUACCACCGCAUCGAGGUCUGCUGUCUGGGCUACAGGCGCGAUCCCUACUCAGGCAGAUGCGUCCCAGACUGUUCCCAGAGUUCGCCGGACAAUUGUUUCAACGGCUUCUGCCGUGCCCCGGGACGUUGCGAAUGCUUUUCAGAGUUCGUACGCAAUGCCCACGGUGCCUGCAUCCACACCUGUCCCAUAUCUUGCCAGGGUGGCAGGUGUUAUCUGAACGGCACAUGUGCCUGCCAUCCAGGCUAUGUGCUGGAUCGAGAGACGCGCCUCUACUGUCGGCCACACUGCUCCCAGGCAUGUGGCUCUCAUGAGGAAUGCGUCACUCCAGGAUUGUGCGACUGUUCUCCUGGCUAUCGUCGCACCGACGAACUGGGCUGUCAGCCCAUUUGCACCCCGGACUGUGGCUAUGGCAAGUGUGUGGCUCCAAACCAGUGCGAGUGCUUUCCGGGUUUCAUCAAGCGUCCGCAGCGUAGUGUCUGCGAGGCAGAGUGUCACAUUAAUUGCGAGAAUGGCUUCUGCGAGUCGCGGUACAAGUGUCAGUGUCGUGAGGGCUAUCGCUAUGAUCUGAACACCACCAGCUGUCUCCCAGAGUGCCUAGACGACUGCGGACAUGGGAACGGAGUGUGCAUUGCCCCAGGAGUUUGUCGCUGCUUCGAGGGACACGAGGGCCGAGGCAAUGGCUGUCAACCCAAGUGUGAUGGCACCUGUGGCCGCCGCGGACUGUGUCUGUUGCCCAAUAUCUGCGGCUGUCUGCCGUCCCAGCAGCACUGCCUGAAUGGCAGCUGUGAUGCCAACGGCCACUGCAGUUGCCCCAAAGGACAGACGCACUUCAUCGAUCGCUGCCUAAAGCCCACACAGCUCAUCCUUCAGUUGGUCACGAAUGAAAGAAGACUUCACUUCAACCAGCAACUGGGCUAUGAGUUCAGUGCCCUGAUCGGACGCCACUUUAAUCUCAGCUAACUCACACAAUA